Messenger RNA from Phacochoerus africanus (Common warthog), 1659 nucleotides. It is a transcript of the gene CXCR3, whose product is annotated as C-X-C motif chemokine receptor 3. Gene Ontology annotation, cellular component: membrane. NCBI's taxonomy places the organism in Eukaryota, Metazoa, Chordata, Mammalia, Artiodactyla, Suidae. The record is from RefSeq and is a predicted model, not a curated record. Gene Ontology annotation, biological process: immune response; G protein-coupled receptor signaling pathway; chemotaxis. Gene Ontology annotation, molecular function: C-X-C chemokine receptor activity. The coding region runs from base 116 to 1198 and encodes 360 amino acids. The transcript is spliced from 2 exons.
ACUGAGAACCGCGUGAAACCCUCACUUCCUCUAUGUAGUGCAGUUUCCCGACCACAAGCACCAAAGCAGAGGGGCAGGCAGCACGCGGCCCAGCAGCCAGAGUACCAGCCCAGCCAUGGUCCCUGAGAUGAGCCAACGCCAAGAGUUCCAAGCCUCUGAGUUUGCCUUUUUCCUGGAAAACUCUUCCUAUGACUAUGAGAAUGAGAGCGACUCCUGCUGUGCCUCCCCACCCUGUCCGCAGGACUUCAGCCUCAGCUUCGACCGGGCCUUCCUGCCGGCCCUCUACAGCCUCCUAUUCGUGCUGGGGCUGUUGGGCAACGGUGCCGUGGUGGCCGUGCUGCUUAGCCAGCGGGUGGUCCUGAGCAGCACCGAUACCUUCCUGCUGCACUUGGCCGUGGCCGACGUGCUGCUGGUGCUGACGCUCCCGCUCUGGGCGGUGGAUGCGGCCAUCCAGUGGGUGUUCGGCUCCGGCCUCUGCAAAGUGGCGGGUGCCCUCUUCAAUAUCAACUUCUAUGCGGGGGCCCUCCUGCUGGCCUGUAUCAGCUUUGAUCGGUACCUGAGCAUCGUGCACGCCACCCAGCUCUACCGCCGGGGCCCCCAGGCCCGUGUGACCCUCACGUGCGUGGCGGUCUGGGGGCUCUGUCUGCUCUUUGCGCUCCCAGACUUCAUCUUCCUAUCGGCCCACCCUGAUGAGCGCCUCAACGCCACCCACUGCCAGUACAGCUUCCCCCAGGUGGGCCGCACAGCCCUGCGCAUCCUGCAGCUGGUCGCAGGAUUCCUGCUGCCCCUGCUGGUCAUGGCCUAUUGCUACGCCCGCAUCCUGGCUGUGCUGCUGGUCUCCAGGGGCCAGAGGCGGCUCAGAGCCAUGCGGCUGGUGGUGGUGGUCGUCGUGGCCUUCGCCCUCUGCUGGACCCCCUACCACCUGGUGGUGCUGGUGGACACCCUCAUGUACUUGGGGGCCUUGGCCCGCAACUGUAGCCAAGAAAGCAGGGUGGACGUAGCCAAGUCGGUCACAUCGGGCCUGGGCUACAUGCACUGCUGCCUCAACCCACUGCUCUACGCCUUCGUGGGUGUCAAGUUCCGAGAGCGGAUGUGGAUGCUGCUCAUGCGCUUGGGCUGCCACCAACGGCAGCCACCAGUUUCCCGCCGGGAUUCCUCCUGGUCGGAGACCACAGAGGGCUCCUACUCAGGCUUGUGAGGCUGGGAUGGGGGAAUCCACCUUCACCACGCAGCCUGACCCCCCCCCCCCCCACCUUCCAGGCUCCUCCCUCCCAAGCCCCCGAGACACACACUCCUAGGAGUCUCCGGCGGCCCCAGGACCACGGGUCUCCCAUGGAGCCUCCCUCCAGGCUCUGGGGGCUGAGCCAUCGCUGCUCCUUAGCUGCCGCCACUUCAGAGGUGACUGCCUCCAGGCCCUUCCUACCUUGGCUGUGCAGAACCCCACCACCCUCCUGAUUCAGUAACUAGGCCUCGGCCUUCCCCAUAUGCAGGGAGCACGAGACAAAUAGUGUCAAGGCAGCUGCCUCUAUGAGGCCUUGGCCCAGGCCUCCUGCUCAGUAGUGACAGUGGCUGUGGUCCCCGAGGCCUCUGUAUUUGCUCAAUUUGAUUUUUGUGUCUAAAAUUCUGCUUCAAACUUGUCAAUAAACAAGCUGAUCAGGA